Geodia barretti is the source of this 528-nucleotide messenger RNA. NCBI's taxonomy places the organism in Eukaryota, Metazoa, Porifera, Demospongiae, Tetractinellida, Geodiidae. The record is from the annotation of a GenBank genome assembly.
GUUGUAUGUAGCUGUCCCGGCGCUCAAGCUCAGUACGACCUACCAUCACUCUUCUACUGUCCAUAUAGGCAGCAGCGAGUGGUCUGGGGAAGGUUUGCGAGAGAGCAAAGAUGGCCAAAACUCCAAAUGAGAACACAUCGAUGGUGACAUCAUAUCGUGACUCAUCCUCCAGUGCCUCUGGAGGCAUGUAGAUGGAGGCACCUGGUGCCUUGGUCAUGGUGGCAGCUCGCAGGCUGGGCACGAUCCGAGCCAUGCCCAGAUCGCGGUGAAUGAUGGGUGGGGAGUGACUGUGGCAGGAAACAGAGGCCACUGGCUAUGUCGUGGAGGAUGGAGCACUUCAAACUGACUGGGAUGAAGGUUUUGGUGAAUGGGGGAGGUUCAGGGUCCAGAACAUCGUGGAGACUAGCGUCCAAUCUCUCCAUGACUAGUGCAGGGACCCGGGAGCCAGGUAGGAGACACACUCCCAGGAACUGGACGAUGUGGGGUUACGGAGGGCGCUCAUCAGCCACACUCUUUCACAAAUCUCCC